GUGGUAUUUGGUGAUGAGCAUUAUGCUCAAGUCAGAGCUGAAGAAUUCCUCGAAAGUGAUUGCGCAGCUGACGGGCAAGCCUGCCCCCAAACUGCAGGUUUUGUUGAGAGAAUUGUAUCAGGUCUGGAGUGCCAACCCUGCCUUUUUGUCCAUCAUUGCAUGCAGUCCCACUUUGAAUGGAGACAUUCCAGCAGAGUUCAAUGCCAACAAUGUGCAGAUUGGAGCGCUGAUGCCAACGCCUCAGCAACAGCAAGGGAGCGAGUUUGGCGGAGAGCAGGAAAAAACUCCUAGAGGAUUUCCUCGCCGCAGGGAGUGCACCAGUCUACUUUGGCUACGGCUCGCUCAUUUGUGGUUCAUCCAAGUUCAUGUGCCUGCUGUCCUUGAGAGCAUUGAAAAAGACCGGCGAGCGUGGCAUUCUAGUUUCAAGUUGGUCGACCAUGUCUGA
Molecule: messenger RNA, 445 nt
Organism: Durusdinium trenchii
Lineage: Eukaryota; Dinophyceae; Suessiales; Symbiodiniaceae
Source: the annotation of a GenBank genome assembly